Molecule: messenger RNA, 2487 nt
Organism: Rosa rugosa (rugosa rose)
Lineage: Eukaryota; Viridiplantae; Streptophyta; Magnoliopsida; Rosales; Rosaceae
Product: ureide permease 2-like
Exons: 8
Coding region: 382-1578 (398 amino acids)
Biological process (GO): nitrogen compound transport
Cellular component (GO): membrane
Molecular function (GO): allantoin:proton symporter activity; uracil:monoatomic cation symporter activity
Source: RefSeq, a predicted model, not a curated record
GGGAAUCCAUGCAGCUUCAAGAUUCCAGUUAAACAAGGACUCUUAGAAAAUUGCUAAUUUCUAUCACAUAAAUAGUGAAUCUAGCUUCUACUUCGUCUCUCUCCCUUAAAUCCUCAAAGUGUUUAUGAAAUGUACUUCUUCAAUGGGAUUCAUUGAAAGGUUUUCCCAAGUUUUUCUUUGAGAAGAAGAAUAUGAGGUUCUUGGUUUUUUCCAUGAAUAUGAGAAUCUGAUUUGCUGGAAAAGUUUAUUGGGUUCUGGUGACAUAGCUUGUGUCCUAUUCAACUUGUGAGUGCAGCAUUGUUUUUCGAUUUGUAGGAUCUUCUGGUGUUCCACUGCUGAUUUUAUUGCCGUCUGAGUGGAAUUUUUCGAGUGAGGUUAAAGAUGUAUGUGGUGGAUAGCAAAGGAGGUGCUAUAGCAUGCAUGCUGCUGGCAUUGUUCUUAUUGGGGACAUGGCCUGCUGUCCUGACUAUGCUCGAAAGAAGAGGCCGGCUUCCUCAGCAUACUUAUUUGGAUUACUCUAUCACCAAUUUCUUGGUUGCUGUUCUGAUUGCUUUGACAUUUGGUCAGAUAGGCAGUAGCACACCUGACAAGCCCAAUUUUAUAACUCAACUUUCACAGGAUAAUUUGCCUAGUGUUUUAUUCGCAAUGGCGGGUGGGAUAGUCCUGAGCCUUGGAAAUCUUUCUUCACAGUAUGCAUUUGCUUUAGUUGGUUUGUCACUGACAGAGGUGAUCACUGCAAGCAUCACAACUGUCAUAGGCACAACCUUGAAUUACUUCUUAGACAACAGAAUUAAUAGAGCCGAGAUUCUUUUCCCUGGUGUUGCUUGCUUCUUGAUUGCGGUUUGUCUUGGCUCUGCUGUUCACUCGUCCAAUGCAGCUGAUAACAAAGUAAAACUUGACAGUUUUCCCAGUGAUUCAAAAGAUGGAGAAAAGGCUCUAAAACAAAUUCCAGAUAAGGAUGGGUUAAAGGAUUUGGAGAGUGGAAAUGAGAAAGCGAAGGCUGGCACUGCAGACUAUCUUGUACAGAUUGAGAACCAAAGAGCAAUUAAGGUUUUUGGGAAGAAGACUUACAUUGGACUGGCCAUAACUUUCUUUGCGGGACUUUGCUUCUCCCUCUUCACACCAGCAUUCAACGUGGCCACAAAUGAUCAGUGGCAUACUUUGAAUAAAGGAGUUCCUCAUUUGGUUGUCUAUACUGCAUUUUUCUACUUCUCAGCAUCUUGUUUCGUCAUUGCUAUCAUUUUAAACACCAUCUUCCUUUACCGCCCUAUACUAGACUUACCCAAAAGUUCAUUCAAAGCUUACUUGAACGACUGGGAGGGUAGGGGUUGGGCCCUUUUGGCUGGUCUCAUAUGUGGAUUCGGCAACGGUCUCCAAUUCAUGGGAGGUCAAGCUGCAGGAUAUGCAGCAGCUGAUUCUGUUCAGGCACUUCCACUUGUGAGCACUUUCUGGGGCAUACUUCUGUUUGGAGAAUACCGAAAAUCGUCACGAAGAACAUAUAUAUUGCUUACUAGCAUGUUGACUAUGUUUAUUGUUGCUGUUGCUGUCCUCAUGGCAUCAUCGGGGCAUCGAAAAUGAGUAUUCACUCCUUGUCUGGAAAUUGUAUAUCUCUGUAUAACUCAGGAAUCCAGAGCAAGAAAAUAAUGAAGAGCAGAAUGAGCUCAUCAAUCAAGAAGAUUAUGAAUUGUGGAGGUGUUUCCAAAUAUGAUGGUAUUUUGGAAUAAUAAUAGUAAUAAUAAUAUGGGCUUAAAGAAAGAUACAAAUGGUAUCCUUUUACUACUAACGACUUGAACAAAUUAAAGCUUCUCAAUGCUUAAGACGAGGAGUUCACUAUAACGAAGUGUUUGUUUCCUUUUGUUUUUGAUAAAUUAAAGAAAUGAAUGUUUGUGAUGAACUUCAUGUUACAUUGGAGGAGACCCGAAAUCUAGUCUAUUCGAACCUGAAACCUAGUCUAUCACCUCUUUCAUUCUGUUUCUUAGCAGAAGCAAUCAUUGGAAUUUGCAACUCAUUUAAUUAUUAAGGUCCAACUUAUCUACUCCAGCUUGUCAAAGCGGUGACACCAAUUAUCGGAUGUGUUGACUUGAAAAAUAUAUCGGGCAGCUAGCCGUUUGUUUCUUCUUACAGCUACCCACAUCUUGGGCAAUCCAGCUUCAAGAUUUUAGUUAAGCAAGAACCCUUAGAAUAUUGCCAUUUUCUAUCAAAUUAAAACUGAAAACCAGCUUCUUCUUCUUCUCUCUCAUUUUCGUGGUCUUACACUCUUACUCUCACAUCCUCAAAAAGUGUUUCUGCUUCUUUCUCAUUUAAUGGGAUUCUUUCAGUUUCAUUUGAGAAUAAAAAAUACGAGGUUCCUGGUUGUUUCAUAUUAUUGUUAGAGCAUGAGAAUCUAAUAGUGAUUCUGAUUGUGACGUGAAAAAGUUUAUUGGAAUCUGCUGACACAGCUUCUGGGUCCUCCACAACUAGUGGGUGCAACACUAUUGAUUGGGGCAG